AUGUUCUCCGAAGUAUUGUCACCAAUGGCAAAACGAACAACUAAGCUGCCGCCAGCUACAGUGGCUACAAAGGCGGAUUUGAGGAACCGCCCUAUCGCACAGCCUGUGAGUCGGCGUAGGGGCCAACAAGCAACGCCUAACAACGCCAACAACAACAGCAAUAACAACAGCGCGGAAGACAAAAGUAACAACACAAAUGAUACCAAGGACAGCAAAGAUGGCAAGGAAAAGGCCAGCAAGAAGAAACGAAAGAAGAACAAGAAGAAGAGCCAAUCGGGACCCAUUAGUCCGCAGGACCGUCGAAACUCUGGAAACGGAUACAACGUCCUGGUAGACGAGAAUGACGACAAAUCUGGAGAUGAGGGAGAGAGAAGCUCUAAGAAGAGAAGAACUGCGGGAUCUGCUGCAUCGACCACCGCUUCUUCAGAUAUGGACAGCGAAAAUGAGAGAUCGGUCUCCACAGCACCUACAUCUGCCCCAGCUCCCAAACCUCCUGCUGACUCUCCUCCUCCUCCACCACCAGUUGAUCCCAGUGAGUGGAACAUGAACGAGGAUUUUGUCGGGUUUGAUUUUUCGGAUGGUGAGGAUGAGGAAGACGAAGAGCCAGAGGAGCCCGUCAGAUCGCGUAAGCGAACUAUCGAGGAGGUGGACGAUGCAAGUUCAGGACCUGCUUCCAAGAAACAGGACCUUGAGGCCCCAUGGAUCAAGUCAAACUACCAUCAAUACGACCGUGUGUCUGAUUGGUUGCAGGAGGAAGUGAUGGACUUUGUCAAGUACAUUUCUCCCACUCAGUCGGAGAUAAAGGCACGUCAGGAUCUGGUGGAGCGUGUUCGAGGGGCCGUGAACGGCCUGUGGGGAGACGCGAAGGUGCACGUACUGGGAUCAUUCACUACCAACAUGCACCUGCCUCAGAGUGAUAUUGAUCUCGUCGUCUGCAGUCCUCACGGACACUACGGCGAGAGAGCUUGCAUUUACCAGCUCAGCAGUGUCAUUCGAAGCCGGAUGAAGGUUGCGGAGCUCCAGACUAUCACAAAGGCCAGAGUGCCUAUUAUCAAGUUCAUCGACUCGAGAACGGGCGUCCAUGUGGACAUAUCGUUUGAGAAGGACGGAGGAAUCAAGACUGCAUCUACCAUCACGAAAUGGAGCAAGAGCAUGCCUGCUCUUCGACCCCUGGUGUUGAUUGUCAAACAGUUCCUGUCGAGUAGACGACUUAACGAGGUCUUCACAGGUGGUCUGGGUGGAUUUUCAGUCAUUUGCAUGGUGUACUCGUUCCUGAUUCAGCAUCCCCGAAUUUCGACGGGCGACAUUAGCCCCAUGGACAACCUUGGAGUUUUGUUGAUUGAGUUCUUCGAGCUCUACGGUGUCAACUUCAAUUACGAGCGUGUUGCUCUCAACAUGGAUGGUAACUGUGGUUACCUUAGCAAACGUUUGUACCCUGAUCUCAUUGGUCGAAACCCCUUUGCCGUGGCAAUCCGUGAUCCUGAUGAUCAUGAGAACAAUAUUUCCCAGGGAACCUUCAACAUGCGAAAUAUCAAACGUGCCUUCAGCGGUGCAUUCCAACUGCUGUCGGGUAAGUGUCUUGAUAUGAACAAGACUGGAUAUAAGGGACGCCAGGGGAAGAGUUUACUGACAUCCAUCAUCAAGCUGAAGGGUCCUGUCCGAGACCAGACCCCUGAUGCAAUUACCGAACCUCUCAAGUACACAGGUGGAGGGGAUGAGUUCAAGAUCCCUCAGGACGCUGUGUACAACUCCGUGCUAAUGAACGAUGAGGACGAGGAUGAGAAGGCUAAGCAAGCAGAAGAUGCUGACAAAACAAAGAGGCGUGCUGCCCAGAGGGAGGAGCAGAAAAAGAAGAAGGAGUUGACUACUGCAUCAGAUGACAAGAUUCCCAAGGGUCCAGCAGCAGAUAGAAACCAGCCCAAGGCCGAUCAGAGAAAAAUGUCCAAGGAUAGAGCCGCUGCACGAGCUGCUGCGCGUGAGGUGAUGGAGAUUUCGAGCGAUGACGACGACGGUUCCGACAGCAAGAAUGGUGGAGCUAAGAGCAAUCCCAUUGACUUGUCGUCGGAUGAGGAGAAGGGUCGAUCUGACAUCAAGAAAGAUCCUUCGGCCAAGCGACGAUUCUGGCAGCAGAAAGGAGGACUGGAUUACUAG
Yarrowia lipolytica CLIB122 is the source of this 2151-nucleotide messenger RNA. The record is from RefSeq and is a predicted model, not a curated record. NCBI's taxonomy places the organism in Eukaryota, Fungi, Ascomycota, Dipodascomycetes, Dipodascales.